UCAUGUGGAAGGCGGCGUUCCUGCCGGUAGUUUGUUACACAGGGGUGAGAGAAACUGCAACAGCUGUUGGAAUUCUGCCAAUAAUUUCUGCCAAUUGGUAUAUUAUUUUAAGGCAAAAUCAGAUCAAGACUUACUCAAGUUUACAUUGUGAUCAUAAAAGUGCUUGCUGCUCUAUGUUUUCCAAACAUAUGCAAACCAGUUUGCCUGGUCAUAUUCAGCCAAUUUGACUAUUAAGCCAUCAUGCAUAUGAGAGAUGUUAGCAGAUUUUUCUUCCAUAUGUUAGUCCAAACUAAUGUGAAUGUGCCUAGGAAUAACUUUCUGCACUUUUAUCAAAACCCAUGGAUACACUAGUAGCAGAGUUUGCUCAAAGUAUAGCACAGUUAAGUCACUCAAUUCCUUUCCUGAGAAAGUUCAGGCACAAGGACCAGCCCUACAUCUUCUAUUGUGAAAACGGAUACAUUCAGUUUCGCCGCAGAUACAUUCAGCUUCACCAUAGUCUCCUUUCACUUAUUUGCCAAACCUCUGGCUUCCUUGUACAAAGGUCCAAACAACCAGUGGGCUGGUCUGCUUCUAAUGUAUUUAAAAAUAAUAAUUUUGUUGGUGUUUUUCUGUUUUUAUCAAUGUGCUCCUCAAAUUAUUUUUCCCCCACCUCCACCCCUUAUUGUCUGCUUUGUAUUUGUCAGAAAUGGUGUUUCUUCUGUUUACUUUUGGAUAAUAUUUCCAUUUUCGAAAGGAAACCUUGGGUGAUAUUCAACGAAGUUACUUGGAAUAGAUCCCCUGAAAUUAAUGAACAUCACUAAGUUAACUUCAUUAAUUUCAGUGAAUCUUCUCUUAGUUAAAAUGCUCAUGAAGCAUGCUGGCAUCCCCUUAGUCCUAAACUGUACUAUUCCUGAUCUGUGGUCUAUGUUUUAGCCAAGAUACUAUUAUUGUGAUUUUGAACAGCCCCAGAAGCGGAUGUAGGGAAGCGUGACUGGUUAGGUCACAGUGGACCUUGGGGGCGCUGCAACUAUGAUAAACAAUGGAAGUUGAGAGGCAGGGUGCCGCUGAAAUUUGAGACCCCAAAGACAGCCCCCAGGCAUUCUAGAAAGAAUUCACCUUCUCUGUCCCUCAAUAUGCAUUUCUCCAAUCACUUUUGAGAACCUUUCAAAGUCAAAGGUGACUGUGAUGGAGGGGUUUGCUUUGUUUUGCAAGUUGUCUAGUUAAGUACAGUGGUACCUCAGGUUAAGUACUUAAUUAGUUCGGGAGGUCCGUUCUUAACCUGAAACUGUUCUUAACCUGAAGCACCACUUUAGCUAAUGGAGCCUCCUGCUGGUGCCGCGCCGCCAGAGCACGAUUUCUGUUCUCAUCCUAAAGCAAAGUUCCUAACCUGAAGCACUAUUUCUGGGUUAGUGGCGUCUAUAACCUGAAGCGUAUGUAACCUGAGAUGUAUGGGUUUUCCCCAUCGGUUCAACAUGUACAUCUUGCAGCAGUGGCAGCAGCAGGUGCUGGGCCUGUUAAUUCCAGGGUCGCUGCCCCUCUGGUUCGUUCCAUGACCAACUAGAGGGCCAUAUAUAAUAUAUACGUUUAUUAUCUAUAUAAGUCGCCCAGAAUGGUCCUGUAUUAGACGACAAAUAAAUUGAACAAUUAAUUCAGAUGCCUCUCCUCCUCUCGCAGCCCGGAAAUUCCACCUUCGGUAGCGCCCGGCAAACCUCACGAGGGCAAUGUGGGUGUUUUAUUAACCGUUGCUUUUUGUGGAGUGGCCGUUAGCGUGUAAACUAGCGGGCUGGCGAGCAAAGAGAAGGAGCGCGAGAGCGACCCGACUGCAACUAACGGCUCCUCCCACCAGGCAAAGCCACGGGGGAAAGGGGGCGGGGCUCAGAAGCGCGCGCGGGGGGGAGGGGUAUGCGUAAUACGCGUGUGGAACGGAGAGGGCCGCCGCCUUCUCUGCCUCGCGCGCGAGCUGUGGUGCCCCGACUUAAUCAGUCCGCCUUCCCCCACCUCCUCUUCCUCCCCGCCCCCACCCGCAUGCACAUUCUCUGUCCCGGGUGGCCGCAGCAGCAGCAGCAGCUCCUCGGGGCUCAGUGUCCUUGUGCGGAAAUGACACACGGUCCCGUCACGUCACGCGAGAGCGCAGCGCGCGGACCCCCUCUCUCUCGCGCACACGGACACACACGCACAUACACAAAGAGCUAAGUGGGAGGGGAAGACACGGGAGCCAGCCACGGCCGCGCUUAUAAAACACCCACCCAAGACCAAGGGGGGCCCUCACCCUCUUUUCCCCACAGUGCCUAAGAAGGACCCAGGUAAGCCCCUUCCCAACUUUCUCUAGAUAGGAAAACCAGCUUACCCCCCAACCCCCCCUCCCCAAGGUAGGUGUGUGCGUGUGUGCCAACUCCCUCCCCACAGUUCUACUUUCGGCCUCGGGAGGAGGAACACGGUCCUUCCUCAGCCUCCCCGGCCCCCUCCCCCUCGGGGAGAACUAUGGCUGUGUUCCUCGCGCGGGAGAACGGCCAGGCAGCGCGGGCGCCUCCAUCUCCAGCGCGGGAGCUGGGUGUUAUAUUGUGCCCCCCGUUUCCAGCUGCCACAUAGACCAGCUCUCGAGAACGGCGGCGGCGAGGGCGCGGGGACGGGGUGGGUGGGGGGUGGGAAGCAUUCCGGAAGCUGCCGUCGCGAGCCGCGGGGCACGCUACCAAAAAGAGGGUUGGCCCAAGAAGCGCUUCGGUGAGCGGGCAGCCUGGCCAGCCGGCUCUCCCCUUUCCCCAGCUGCUUCUCGAGGCGCGCACACGCACCGCCGGCUCCUGUUGCCUGGAAACCUGGCUCCCUGCUCGGCAACGGAACCCGCUUUCGCGACCAGCCGCGAGGCCUAUCCUCCCAGCGCCCGCCGCUGCCGGCCCUUCCCUCAGUGGAAUUUGGGCUCCGCUUCGUGCUAAGGCUGGCGAGGCAAAGGGAGGCGGGGGUGAUAAUUGAAGCGUCCUCUCCCCCGGACCCCCCCCCCCCGCCGCCUUCUUAUUCCAUUCGAUCGGGGGAAGGGGGUGCUCACGUGACCCCGCGACUCGCGAGCGCUGCCUCGCGCGUUUCAAAGCCGGGAGGGGGCGUUGCGAGUUCCCGCGCGCCUGGUGCGAUCCUGGUCUUAUUGGCCAGUUUCCAGGCAUGGCUUCUGCAUGACUGCAGGAAUGGCAACACCUUCCUCCUGCUGCUGCCCUGGGUUGUUAGGGAGGGGCUCGUAGUUCUCUUCCUCCAGGCGGCACUUUCUCUUCUCUAGGCAACAUCCAAAUACAAAAGUCCUUCUUGCAAAAAAAAAAGAAUACUACUCAUCCUGCUCUUGGGGAAAAGUUCUGGAGUUUGGAGAGGAAGGCACCCAGCAACAGUCCUGUCCUCCUGCUUGGGAGCAACCUCCGCUUGCCAUCCACAUACUUGUUCUCUCUGGGUGGAGCCAUAGUAGGGAAUGGCGGUAUUUGGGUGAUGCUGGCCAGAGAGAAAGUGUGUGCAAGGAAGUGGCUUACAGCUAUAGACUGGCCAGGCAGUGGUCACAGGUAGAGACAGGGCUCUUUGGAGCACUGCUGUGUGGAUUGGACAUCACCAUGCUGCUCAGAGAAAGAGAACAUGCAGGGAAACAAAGUAGGAGUGGUUGCUGCUUGCAAUAGUAGCUGCCAUCUCUGUCUUUUUGCUUUCAUCUUCUGGGCAGCACAUCAGAGAGGAUUUGGUUGAAUAUCAGUUGCCACUACAGUACCUGGUCAAUCCUGUUGGGCUCACCCACCAGCAACUAUCUGAUGGUGCCAGUCUUGAUGUUGUUACAACCAUAUCGUAAAUUCAAAUUAACACACACCUUACAAUGUUGAGCUCAUGUGCUUAGUAUUUGGUGAUCAUUUAUAAAGCAAAAGAUGCUACUGUCCUGUAAGUUAGGGCAACCUAAUUCCCAUAUAUAAUGUAAAGCUAGGCUAGGAGAUGGUGAUUUGCAAAAACUACAUUAAUUUAUGGUAGUGGUGUGUCUUCAUUGCUUUCCUAUAUCAGUAUUUUACUAUCUGCUAGAUCACAUUGGCUCUUAUUUUGCUGCAUAAUAAAAUAAAAACCUUUUCCCGCAAAGUAGCUAAACUCUUACAAAUAAUUUGGGUAGUCACUGUUGCAUUGUAAUCCUACAGUAAGGCAACAAUGUGACAGUGCUGACAAUUGUCUUUGGCAGCCAGAAGUCAGGGAAGGAUCCAUGGCCAUUUUAAGGCUACCUCACAUAGUUAGGUUAUAAUGGUAAGUUGGUUUGUGCAGUUACUCUUACUGGAUGUAGAGGCACCAAACUGACUGUGAGUCUCAUGUAUCCUGAUAAUAAAAUAUAGAUUACAAAUAUUUUUGUCUAGUUUCCUAGCAUGGUACUCAGAUUGAAUGCGUAUUUAAAGGGGAAAAAUACAUUAUAUAAUCUCAUUGAUCUUUAAAUAUCCAGCUCAGAAUUGUUCUUGCAGUUAAAAAAAAAAGGACAUAUGUAAAGGUUGUCUAUGUAGAAAUAAGUACACCCCCACCUUGAGAAAUCUGCUACUACAGCCACAAUUUAUUAAGUGUGAUAUGGAGGUUAGAAAACAAGGAAUUGAAUUUCUCAAUAAAUCUCAGUAAUAGCUUUGGACUGGUCUGUUUGCCGUAGUAGAAUUUGUCUUUCUAAGUGGCCAGACACUAAUGUAGAACUGCAUAUACUUUUACUGUGUAAACAAGACAGCCCUAUGGAGGGAAUUUCAACUUAACGUGGGGCAUGAGAUCCAUUGAAUUCAGUGGGGCAACCUUCUGAGCAGCCAUGAUAGGAUCAAGCUGAAAGCCACCUAACUUUAUAAGACAGUAGUGGACUUUAUAAUCACAGUGGGGCUAUGAUGCUGGCCUGGCCUCACUCUGGAACAGAUAGGUGGUGAGGUUGUGAAAACAUGCUAGCAGGAGCACUAGAUUGGUUCUGCCAACACAUCUGUACCAGCAUGACCUCACUGCUGUUGUGCUGCUGUCCCUCUCCAUCCUGGUACGCAGCAGCGACUUAGCCAGAGGGAGGCUAGGUGAGUGGUGCAGCGUCUCUAUGCCACCCACUAAUACUGUAAGAGAAAUGAGUGGGGUAAUGACCUAAGUAGGUAGUAGCUGCCACAAGUGUACCAUGGAUACAGCACUGUUCUAAACCAUACUUCUUGCAUAUUUCGCCUGCACUCCCACUUUAAAUCAGAAUAGAACAAAAGAAUCCAGGAUGGGGUUGACUGGCCACAGUCUGGAUCUCACUGUCGCUUGUGCCUGUUCUGACGGAACACAAAAAAGCCAACUUAAGGGGGGGGGAGGAAGAAAGAAACUGGCCAUAUAUAUGAGCUCACAUGAACAUCACACAUUCCCAUUGGGUUACUUCUGUGAAUAGAAAAAUAGAAACGUCUCUGUUUCUGUUGGCAGAAAAAGUGUAGAUCAGGUUUUUGGACCACUGGGCACUAAGACCAUGCUGUGGGAACCAGUAAUGCCAUGGGAGCAUGGUAUAACAUGGCAUAACACAAAAUUGGAGAAUAUGGUCCUUGCUGCUACCCACCCACCACCAUACCACCUCAGGCAUACCACAUGGGCAGUUAUGUCUUGCUGGUCCUUACUGUGGAGAUAACACAAUACUUCAAACACACACAGAUGCUGUCACUAUCUCUUCAUGUUUAUGAAUAGGAGAAGGCCUCACAGUUAGGGGUUUAUGAUGUCACAGGGAAAAUCUGAUAUUGCUAGUUGGCUGUUGAGCAGACAUUUUUUAUUUCAAGAUCUACCUUUUGAGAAAGAGAAACAAUUCAGGAGACAAGUGUAUUAAUCAAAGUGACAUUAAUCCUAAUGUGUUUCUUGCAAUUACCUCUUCAUCAGGGUACUUGCAUCUGUUGCAGUUUAAAUGAGUAGCUCUAAAAGGAGCCUACAGUGUUGGGGUUAGAAGGCUAGUGACUCUUUUCAGAGUUAGUCACACAAAUAAUUGAAAUAGGUAUGAGCUAGUCCUUUUUCUGACAUUUCCCUAAUGAAGAGCUAAUUGCUCAAAAUGAGUUGGAAUUUAAGCCACUUGCAUUAAAUGGUCUCCAGCAGCUAUUUGAUGUUUUGUUAGUUUCUGCUGUUGGUGUUAACCCAUUUGGUGUGCUCUUCAAAGAGAACAGCUACUUUAGAAGCCAACAUAGAAUCCAAUAACAAUCUAAUGACUCUGAUUUGAUUUUUUAAUUAAAAAGUGUGCCAUAAAUUGCCUUAAUAAAGAAUAAUUAUUAUUAGUAAUUACUUUAAUUACUAACUUUGUCAAGUUAUUGCCAUUAUAAUUAAAGCUUCAUUUCAUACUUAACUGUAAAGUAAUUUUCAGUGUGUUAGUAUUUAUUGGUCCUGAAAGCUUAAAAACUUAAGAUGAGCAUUUUUUGUACCAAUCAUUUUUAGGGUUUCAAUCCUAUACACCCCUACCUGGUUUGAGCAUAAGACUUCUUGAACACAGUGAGACUUACUUCCAAAUGCAUAAGAUUGUUCUGUGAAAUGCUGAAAUCAACUUUUUUAAUGGAAAAUGAUUUCAGGCUUAGGUGCUCAAAGAAAAAAAUAAGAACUGGUUUUGCAUGGCGAGGUUGAUACUUAUGUCUGAGUCAACCAAUGUUUUGGUUUUUAGAACAAAUCAUUAGUAGCUCAGAGCAAAUACUAUGGGUUGUAUCCAGAGUUGCCUGAGUUGGGCUGUGCUCACAGAAAGGGUACUUUCAGAUCUCUGAUCUCCAUGCCUCUACCCCAACAAAAUCUCUUGAGUUUGGGAUACCACACAUGUGAGGUAGUUUUGGGAAUCUACUGAAGAAGGGAGAAUUGUUGUCAAUCACCUCUCUACACUCUCCCUCCCAACUUUAGCUUAUGGAAGCUCUCAUGAAUCCCAGCCCCUUCUUCAAAUGGAGAGGUUCUGCUGGGUUCAGUACCGUGUAUAUUAAAAAUAUCUAUGUCGUCAUGACAUAGUAAACAUGUUCUACAUCUCUUUUGCUGAUCUAUGAUCCCUUAUUCCAUUAUAACCUCUGUCUUCAUUCAGAUUUUGAUGAAGUUCCAUAAUGGUUCCCUGCAUUCUUAAAAAAAACCCCAGUGUAAAUCCUUAUUCCAUAGCUGGCAAUGGUGACUCUUGUUCAUCAAGAAGCAAGAGCUGAAGCUACCUCUGCGUGCAACAUCACAUUUAAACCUGUCUCCCCAUUAUGCUUUUUUAAAGACUAGCUUGCCAAAAUUUAUAGAUCUUCUAUUUACUAUAUUGUAAAUUUAAUUUUUUAUUAUUUAUUGCUUUAUUUAUUUAUUGUUGCAAACUGCCUUAGGACCCUAGGAUGAAGGGAGCCAUAUAAAUUUUAUAAAUAAAUAGUCAGCAAUGUUCCUCACACUAAGAUAAAUGGGGGCAGCUUUUGUAUGCAAACUUUUUGAGUGCAUUCUGAAUAUAAACCAGAAAAGCUGGAUUUGGGCAGAUGGCUUUACAGUACACAUGACUUGUCUCUCCUAAGCUGUAUAGGCUUUUUACUUAUUUCUUUAUCUCUAUUAUUGUAGAGUACGGAAUAUGAAUUCAGAUGAAUUGUUUGAUGAUGAAGAAAAUGCUGAAGGUAAUGUUAUUCCUUUUAAUCUACUUUCUCAUUAGAUCAAAAUACUUUUGAAUAUAGUCCAUACCAAAAUUACAUUUUUAUAACAAAGACUGUAACAAAUGAAAAAAUCUUAUCACACAUUGCUUUCCACUAAUUUCCUUCUGCCUGUUUUGUCCGCUUCUCUGGCUUGUUCUUUACACUGUAAUUCCGUUGAAGCUAUAUAACUCUUUCAUUCCGAAUGCAGUGAAACUAGGUUUACUGUAUUUAAUAACAAGAGAAGGUGGGGUGACUGUUUAAGCUAUAGUAGAGGUGAGGAACUGGAUCUGCCACACCAACCCUCAUGGUCACACUGACAAGUUGGUGGCUGUCAAUCACUUUAUGUCAUCAUGGUGUUAAAUGAAGCAAUUUCCCCAUUUCAAAUCUGUAGGCUAAGGAAGGUUUUCCCUGUGGAGCUUGCUAUAAGUUCCAUUUAGCGUAGGCAUCCCCAACCCGCGGCCCUCCAGAUGUUUUGGCCUACAACUCCCAUGAUCCCUAGCUAACAGGACCAGUGGUCAGGGAUGAUGGGAAUUGUAGUCCAAAACAUCUGGAGGGCUAAAGUUUGGGGGUGCCUGAUUUAGCGCUUACAGCAACCUUUGUUUUGGGCAAAGACCAGCUGCACUAUGGAGUUAUCAAUGAGGAACUCCUUAAUGCAGGCAGUCCCUGAAAACAAUAAUCCCAGCCUCAUAUGGCAAGAAAUAAUCAGGAGAGCACCUUAGGGGCUCCCAAAUGUUCCUUUGCAGCCGUGUCUUUACCUGCCCCACCUCUGAUGUCAUAUAUGAGUCAAGUGUGGGACAGAUCAAUGUGGUUUGGGGGAAAUGUCCUCAUGUGUCAAAUUAGGACUCCAUUGGGACUAAUUUGACCCAUGGUCCAGAGGUGUCCCAUUGUUGAAUCCAGAAUAGCUACCUAUAUAUAAUUCAGAUCCAGUCAAUGACCAACUGGUACUAUUUUUCUCUUUCAUCAGUUAUUAUCAAAAAUAUUAUGAAAGUAGAAACAGACAAAGAAGAUGAAGUCCUAGAUUGCUCCAUAAUAUCAAGACCUGAAAAAAACACGCUGGAUGGUUUAGUGACUUCUCUGCAAGACACCAAUAAACGAAAACGGACCUUGUUUGGUUGUGAUAGCUCAGGAAGCCACCAAGAAAUUCUACCAAGUCUGAAAAAAAGAGGCCUUACACAAGAGGUGAUUCCUUUACAUAUGGAUAUUAACAGCAUCUUGCUUAGACUUGUAGUUAACCAUUUCAGAUUGACAAGCAGUUCAAUGAAUUCAGUCAAACCAGUUAAUCUUUGUUCUGAAAUAUUAAAUACUCAUUUGGGUGUUUUAUUUUAUGGAAAUUGUAGGCUGCAACAAAGCAAAGAAGCACACUAUUUAGUAAAAAACAAAUAAAGAGAAAACAUGCAUCCUAGAGAUCAAUAGAUUUUCUGAGGAACAAGGCAGUGGCUGUUUUUUAAAGAGCAAAAUUCAACAGAUGUGUGAAUUCAGCUGAGGAAAUGGUGAAUUUGACAUUGCAUGUAAAAACUCAUGACUUAUUGAUGUUGCAACCAAUUUCAUAUUUUUUUCUUGCUACUGAUGAAUAUGGUUUCUUGUCUGGAUUUCAUCUAAAAUAGUCUACAUAAACAUUUGCACUUCAGUCCAGCAAGGUUAAGCCAGAACCCAAACAGCUAUUUCUGAGCUGUUUCCUAGGUGAUAUUUUGUACUUUCACUGAUUCCCCCUGCUUGUAGCCCCUUCUGUUCCCCAAGAAUUGCUCUGGAGAGUUGGAGAGCCUUUUAGAACAGUGUGGUGGGGAGCCUACGAGGGGGGGGGUGCUGAGGGAAAAUUGGCUCCCCUUCCACCAGAAACCUGUGAACUAAAAAAACAAUUCCAUUCCGUAGAUUGCAUGCUUAGGGUUUAAGUUAUUUCUGUUUUGCUUCUUAGGGCCAAGCCCUCACAAGGUGGCUUACAAAGUGAGAUCAUAACUCAAAGCUGAGGUUUUUCAUUUUUUUAAGAUGGAGUAGUCAAUUCUUGCCUAUUUGCCUUGAUAGUAUUUGAAUAUGUAUAUUUUGCCUUUUACUAAUUAGUAUUUCUACAGCAAGCUGUGAAAAAAUAUUUCUGAUUUUUAAAGUGUAAAUUCUUUCAUUUUUUAAUUCUAGUAUUGAAAUUUAUGUUGCUGUUGCUGCUGCAAAGCAAAAUAUGUUUGCAAAAUAUCCACCUUAUAGUGAAUUAAUGAAGACACCCAAAUCAUGUGAACUGCUGGUAUAAAAUAGUGCCUGAAAUGUUUUCUUUUGUGAUCUCUUCCAAAUGUAAACACUUUAUAAGCUACAGCUCUUUUGGCAUUGCUUCCAUUUGCAUAUAAAUGGAAGAUGCGGGUGGCACUGUGGGUUAAACCACAGAGCCUAGGGCUUGAUGAUCAGAAGGUCAGCGGUUUGAAUCCCCGCGAUGGGGUGAGCUCCCGUUGCUCGGUCCCUGCUCCUGCCAAUCUAGCAGUUCAAAAGCACAUCAAAGUGCAAGUAGAUAAAUAGGUACCGCUCCGGAGCGAAGGUAAACGGCGUUUCUGUGCGCUGCUCUGGUUAGCCAGAAGCGGCUUAGUCAUGCUGGCCACAUGACCCGGAAGCUGUAUGCCAGCUCCCUCGGCCAAUAAAGCGAGAUGAGCGCCGCAACCCCAGAGUCGUCCGCGACUGGACCCAGUGGUCAGGGGUCCCUCUACCUUUUACCACUUGCAUUAUCAGAAAAUAUUUUACAUAAUUUAGCACACACAUUCUCUUACAACAGUUUUCUUCCUUCAGAUGUGCCUAGUGGAAAGUGAGUAGGCUGUGAAAGGUUCCCAAUCUGGGCAUCGCAAGGUUUUCAGUCUGGGUGUUGUUAGUUAAAUACAGUACUGUUGCUUGGAUCUUAACUAUGCCUUUCACAGAUUGAUGGUUUUAGAUGUAGUGGAGGAUCUCUUUGGCAGAAGGGGUAGUCAGUUCCCCUGAUUUCACACUGCCCCUGCAGUCUUCCACUGGUCCAGACAGGGAGCAUAAGAGUCUACAGAGGGAAUGAGGAAUCAGUGAAAGAUGACCCUCCCUCCUGUUGACAGGAACAAACUUGGAAUCCAGGCCAGUGAGUUUGAUGUAGGGGAUCCUUAUGCAUAUAUGAGCUGCAAUAUUCUCAGAACUCUGAUGUUAAGGAAAGGCUAUUGAUUUGAGUAUUUUAGGCAGCUCCUAGACAUGAAAGUUUGGAUCCUAAUAAAUACACAGGGAAAGUUUCCCAUCCCCUCCAACUCCUCCAUCCCCUUUCCAACCCAUAGCGUAGGUGGAAGCAACUAACAUAGUCUGGAUCCAACCCUAUGGCAGCAUUGUGUUAAAUUAAUUUAGUGUUUAAAAUUAAGAAAAUCAUGUUUUAUAAUUUAUUCAUUAAGGAUAAAUAAGUAACUAAUUUGAAUACUGUUACAUUUGUUUAUUGAAAGGGCCUUCUUUCAAACUUGAUGCACAGAGAUGGAUCACCUACUCAGGAAGAUGUGGAACAGCUAAACAAGAGCAAGAAUCCUAGCAUAACGUGGCUCGGUGAAGAAGAAGCCUUAAAUAACACAAUCAUGCCAUCAUAUAAGAAACCUCUGUAUGGGAUCUCACACAAAAUUACAGAGAAGAAAAGUCUGCCAGGAACAGAGCAGUUCACUUCCUAUGAGUUGUUUGAAAAGGUUAAUCCUAGCAGUCCUUCCAAUCUUCGGACAUUGAAUGAGCAACGUAAAAGAGAUAUGAGUGCUAUCACACCUGUUGCUUCUGAGUCCGACCCAAAUAUAUAUUCUUUGAUACAAAAAAUGUUUUACACACUUAAUACCUUAAAUUCCAACAUGACUCAGCUUCACAGCAAAGUAGACUUGUUAUCACUAGAAGUCAGUCGAAUUAAAAAGCAUGUCAGCCCCACAGAUGCUGUAGCAGAAUUCAGGCCACCACCUGAGUACCAGCUGACUGCCUCAGAACUCAAACAGAUCAUGGAUCAGAGUACAUCAGGUGGAGAUUUGGCUUGCCGACUACUGGUACAGCUUUUUCCAGAGCUCUUCAGUGAGGAUGAGUUAAGCAGGACCUGCAGUACCUGUGGCUAUCUUAACAAAAAGAAACUUGAGUCCCUUCAUCUACAGCUCAUCCGAAAUUAUGUAGAAGUCUGUUAUCCUUCUGUGAAGAAUCCUGCGGUUUGGCAGGCAGAGUGUUUGCCUCAGGUCAAUGACUUUUUCAGUAGCUUUUGGGCACAGAGAGACAUGGAAAAUAGUCAGCCAGACAUACAGUCCUCCAGUUUUUAUGAGACUGAUCAAGUUAUUGAUGAUAAGGAGGAGGAUGAAGCUCUGCCCAUGGACAGGAGUAGUUCCAUUGCCUCUGAAUGGGUAUUUGAUGCUCAGGAUAUAAAUGAAUUUUUAGAUGAAGCUUCCUCUCCUGGAGAGUUUUGUGUCUUUUUAUUACAUAGAUUGUUUCCAGAACUCUUUGAUCACAGAAAGUUGGCCGAGAGAUAUAGUUGUUAUGGAGAAUGUGGAAAACAAGAGCUUGACCCACAGCGACUUCAGGUAAUUCGCAGGUACACAGAGAUUUAUUUUCCUGCUAUGCAGGAGAGAAAGGCCUGGUUGCAGCAUUGUGUCCAGCGAAUAAAUGAUGAACUUGAAAGCAUGUAUAUGGAUGACAGUGAGAGUGAACAGAUGAGAGAGGAUUGCUAUGAUUCUUCUAGUUUGCCUGACGAUGUGUCUAUUAUAAAAGUGGAAGAUAAUUUUGAAUAUGAAAGGCCAGGCAGAAGGUCAAAAAAGAUUUGGCUUGUGCCUAUAGACUUUGAUAAGCUUGAUAUCCCUUCUCCUGAUUUUGAUGUCCCUAUUCCAGACUACCUGUUAAGCAAGGAGCAGCUUAAGAACAUAUAUGAGAGCAGUUUGUCAAUUGGCAAUUUUGCUUCUCGAUUGCUAGUUCAUUUAUUCCCUGAACUGUUUACCCAUGAAAACUUAAGGAAGCAAUAUAAUUGUAGUGGAUCACUGGGUAAGAAACAACUUGAUCCUGUUAGGAUUAAAUUAAUUCGACAUUAUGUGCAAAUGCUAUAUCCGAGAGCGAAGAAUGAUCGAGUAUGGACAUUGGAAUUUGUUGGAAAACUCGAUGAAAGAUGUCGUCGAAGAGAUACAGAGCAAAGACGCACAUACCAACUGCAGCGAAAGGUCCAUGUGCCAGGACCUGAAAGGAGAGAAUUUUUGACCUAUGCAAUAAACCCGGAAAGAUUUAAAGAAGAAUUUGAAGGACCGCCAUUGCCUCCGGAAAGAAGCAACAAAGAUUUUUGCAAGAUACCACUUGAGGAACUUGUUGUUCCUCCUCCAGACUUUCCUGUGCCUUCUCUGUAUCUGCUGUCUGACAAGGAAGUAAGAGAAAUAGUACAGCAGAGCCUUUCAGUUGGUAACUUUGCUGCCAGACUUCUUGUAAGACUUUUUCCAGAGCUGUUUACUUCAGAUAACCUCAGACUGCAAUACAACCAUUCAGGGGCUUGUAACAAAAAGCAGCUCGAUCCUGUCAGACUGAGACUAAUCCGUCAUUAUGUUGAAGCUGUUUAUCCUGUUGAGAAAAUGGAUGAAGUGUGGCAUUAUGAAUGUAUACCAAGCAUUGAUGAAAGAUGCAGACGUCCCAAUAGAAAAAAGUGUGAUAUACUGAAAAAAGCCAAGAAAGCAAAAAAGUGAUGGGAUCUUUUUAGUUUCCAAAGAUGUUGACCACUAAGUUAUUUAGAAGCAGACUGAAACAUCAGUCAGCCUGCUUUAGACUAAUACUCAGAAUAUUCACUCAGCAUUAGGGCAACUGAUAAGAAAAAUGUUGCUCUAACACAUACGGGAAAGGGCAAUACAGUGAGGAUGGGGAAAAGGGGUGUAGGACAAUCCAGUGGGAAUGUCACUUAGAAGAACCUAUUGAAAUGAAUGCAUAUUGUGGGAAAAGAUGUAACUCCAUUUCAGGAUGCCUGUAUGUAGGCUGGGUUUCUGAUAGUGCCCUUGCUACCUACCUGAAUUGGUACACAGCAAAUAAUCAUAAAUUAUUACAGAUGUUCCAGUAGCAUCUCAUUUAAAUAUAAUCAUCAGUGAAAAUAAAUUAUAUAGUUUUAAAUUUUUUAAUUGAUUUUUUAGCAGUGAGUAGUCUCGUGCUCUUUAAAACAGUUUCUGUAGGUACCUUUAAUCAGUCAUUUGGAAACUAAUUUUUUAAUUUUUCAAAGCUGUAGUUUUCGAAGUGCCAUUCUCUUUGAAAAAGAGUAGAGAAUCAAGACAGUCUCUGUACUAAUUACAGCUACUCCUUGUAUUAGUUUGAACAUUGGGAGAGUGAAGUACUACAAAAUCAAUGAACAGAAAAGUUACAAUUUUCUUUAAAGGUUUCCCAUUUUGUUGCUGAAUGGUUGUAAAAGUUAAGAUUAUGAUCAUGGCAUUAUUUAACAUGUGUUAAGAUCAUAGUACCAAUACUUCAGUUGUUAGUCAUCUAAGUUAUUCCAUUGUCCUCAGUGUGACUUCUUGGUAUAAAAGCUACUGGUAUAAGCAUAGGUUGUGAACUAGACUCUUACCCUGUAUCAGUAGAAUAUGGUGCUAUUACCUGUUAUUCUCACUACUUAUAUUUUAAAAAUACUUGAAUUGAGGAAUGUACAAAAACAUUUAAGCCCAUAUUAUUUUUGUUAGCAAAAUGAUUGCAGCCUUUGAAAAGUUCAAAAUAUUAAAUAUUAUAUGUAUCUAUAUAUUUGAUUAUUUGCACUUCUAUAUAGCAAGGGCCCUCUUCAUUGUAUGUUGAUUUUAUAUUUAUAACUUCAAGUACAGUGUCACCCAGAGGAUUUCAAUAUCAUGGAGACUGUGAACUUUUCCUUAAUCAUUGUAACUAAUAAUUAACUUGAAACCUCUUUGUUUUUGAAUUUACUGGAGUUUAGGUAAACACUAAUGGAUUGUAUGCUUCGAUUCAGUAUGCCCAAACACCAGUGAAAUGUCAGCCUUUCUCCCUUUUCCUGGAGGGCUACAUCACACCAAAGCUUUGUUUUACUCUUUCUUUGGCAGUUGUAACAGAGAUAAAUAAAAUCAUCAGGGUUUUUUUAUUUAGAGGCACUGGGCAGCUUGGAUCCAGAUGAAGUUAACUGCACUUUAGUCCCAUUUGCUUAAAUAAAUGGGACUAAACCAUGGCUGACUUCUCUGGAUGAAACCCACUGGAUUUCUAAAAUGCUCAUGGAGCUUUCCAGCAUUUAGUUCAACUAAUCCCUGUCUGUGGAUCUGCUGUCUCCUUGAAUAGGGCAGACUGCAUACAUAAUAGCUCCAUGUGCACAUUCGUUACGCAAUGAGCUCUGGACUCAGAUGCUUGUCUGAUGCAGUGACAAUGAUCAUUUAAUACCACUUAUUUCUGGUUUAGCACAUUCAUUUGAUACUCUUGUGCGAUUAUUUAGAUCGUUAUAUAUCCAAAUAAAAAUUUAUAUUGUAGCAACCGAAUUAAAUUUGAUACAUUAAAGCAGCUUUUAAGAAUAUAUUUCUCCCACA
Molecule: messenger RNA, 14995 nt
Organism: Podarcis lilfordi (Lilford's wall lizard)
Lineage: Eukaryota; Metazoa; Chordata; Lepidosauria; Squamata; Lacertidae
Source: the annotation of a GenBank genome assembly